AUGUUGGAGUUUGAAGUCUCCUCUACCGAAGUUACCGAUGGCUCCUGGUAUAUGCGAAACCGACAAUCCUUUGAGAAUGAGGACCUUGACAUGUUGCACGACGUGGAGGUUUUGGGCCGUUCACUGGUGGAAGCCCUGGAGCCCAAACUCAAGCAGAGCGGACUCGGCUGGAAGAAUGUGAUUUUGUGUGGCUUCGGCAAGGGUGCUGGUGUGGCCCUGUAUGCUGCCCUCAUGAAGCUGAUCCCACAGCCGGUGUCUGCAAUGAUCUUCUUCAGCCCAGUGGUAGCCUUCCCUGGGUACUUGGCAGAACGCCUGGGCAGCAUGGCUCGUGAUCCCAAGCCUGUCAAGACCUUUAUCGUUUGGGGUGGUCGCAACAAGUCCACCCCAGGCUCCUACCGCCAGCUCUUGGCACAAGCUCUUCGCAAGGCACCAGAGGUGCACCUGACGCCUGACACUUUACCAGAGGGAGAUCACACCUUUGACGUGAAGAGCUUUGGGGUGCUUAGCUCAUUAUUGCCGCUUUGCUUGCCCCGCUGA
Messenger RNA from Durusdinium trenchii, 537 nucleotides. The record is from the annotation of a GenBank genome assembly. Lineage: Eukaryota; Dinophyceae; Suessiales; Symbiodiniaceae.